AGGCAGGCUCUGCGCGGAGUUCCUCCUCGGCGGGAGGCGAGGUCCGAACUAGCGGGCACCCGGGGACAGAAGACAGAGGGCGGAGGCCAGCGCAGCCCGGCGGGUCGGCGUGAGGCGGCAGAUCUCAGGGAAGACCUGGGAGCCAGUGAAUUUCCAGUCACCUCUGGGUUGGUGGCCGACACCAGGAGGGUGCAGCGAGGACCACAAUGUCCAACCCCUUCCUGAAGCAGGUCUUCAACAAGGACAAGACCUUCCGCCCCAAGCGCAAGUUUGAGCCAGGCACCCAGCGGUUUGAGCUGCACAAGAAGGCACAGGCGUCACUGAAUGCGGGGCUGGACCUGAAGCUGGCCGUGCAGCUGCCCGCCGGUGAGGAGCUCAACGACUGGGUGGCAGUGCACGUGGUGGACUUCUUCAAUCGUGUCAACCUCAUCUACGGCACCAUUAGCGACGGCUGCACCGAGCAGUCCUGCCCCAUCAUGUCGGGAGGCCCCAAGUACGAGUACCGCUGGCAGGACGAGCACAAGUUCCGCAAGCCCACAGCACUGUCGGCCCCUCGGUACAUGGACCUGCUCAUGGACUGGAUCGAGGUGCAGAUCAACAACGAGGACAUCUUUCCCACCAACGUUGGCACGCCGUUCCCCAAGAACUUCCUGCAGGUGGUGAAGAAGAUACUGUCCAGGCUGUUCCGCGUGUUCGUGCACGUCUAUAUCCACCACUUCGACCGCAUCGCACAGAUGGGCUCCGAGGCGCACGUCAACACCUGCUACAAGCACUUCUACUACUUCGUCAAGGAGUUCGGACUCAUAGACACCAAGGAGCUGGAGCCACUGAAAGAAAUGACCGCACGGAUGUGCCACUGAGAGCCCCUGGGCCCCGCUGUCACCGGAGCAGUGCCAGGGGACACUUAGACUUGAGGGCCACCUUCCCGGAACAUGGACUGUGUUCCGCCCUGGCAGCUCGGUGACCUCCACAGCUGUCAGGUGGUGACCUCUGUGCCCCCAAUGCUGCACUGGACACCGGGGUUGAGUCCUCUCUCUGAUUCUGAGACGACAGCAGCUGUGGGUCCAUGCACCACGGGCCCAGCCUCCCAGAGCCCCACGGGGGCAGCUUGAACUUGAACUCUGUGAUUCUGUAUGCUGUGAGCAACUGGGAAAAUCCACUUUAUCUGUAAAGCACUUGGAUCUGCCUGAGGCUGGAACUCUGCUUGCCCUUCGCAGGUCUGUCCCGUAAUGCCCCUAGCGUGCUCGGCCAGGAGAGGACAGGCUGCACAGGCUGUCAGUCAGCAAAACAGGAACCCACCUCUGCUGGGCUUCAAGCCUCAGUUCCCUCGCUUGCCUCCUGAGCCCCAUGUCUGUGUCAUGAGAGGUACGACGUGCCCCUGGCUCUGUUCCCCUCCACCUCUCUUCCUCAGUCCCUCUGUUCCUUCAGGGCAUCCAAAACAUUUGGCUCAUCCGUCAGGGUUUCCUGGACCCCACAUCUGCACCCCAGGUUUCCCGGAGCCCUUUCACAUAUCAUAAAAGAUCGAGUUUCUGUUUAUUUUUAUAUUUUUGUUAAUACUCACCCGAUGAUAUUUUUCCCAUUGAUUUUUUUAGAGAGAGUGAAAGGGAGGGAGGGAGGGAGGGAUGGGGAGAGACAGAGAGAAACAUCGAUUGGUUGCUUCCCGCACACACAGCUAACGGGGCUGGGGAUCAAACCUACAACUCAGGUACGUGCCCUUGACUGGGAAUUGAACCUGCAACCCUUUGGUCUGUGGGACAACACUCUAACCAUUGAGCAACUCCAGCCGGGGCAAAGAUUGAGGUUUUUAUACAGUCGCACUGACAACCACCUUGAGAUGGAUGUUAAAGGAAAACAGCUUUUUAUCUAUAAACUAGAGGCCCAGUGCACGAAAUUCA
Messenger RNA from Eptesicus fuscus (big brown bat), 1895 nucleotides. RefSeq names its product MOB kinase activator 3A (gene MOB3A). The transcript is spliced from 4 exons. Gene Ontology annotation, molecular function: protein kinase activator activity. Lineage: Eukaryota; Metazoa; Chordata; Mammalia; Chiroptera; Vespertilionidae. Bases 207 to 860 code for a protein of 217 amino acids. Gene Ontology annotation, biological process: signal transduction; positive regulation of protein phosphorylation. Gene Ontology annotation, cellular component: nucleus; cytoplasm. The record is from RefSeq and is a predicted model, not a curated record.